GUUUAGAUACUCAGUUGGAUGCAAGCAAGUGGCCUGAGAGGGUGCUGUUUUUGUGGUCACGCUUACUUUUGAACGACAAAUUAUCGGAUCGGACCAAACUGGAGUAGUUUGCACUGUAGUCCUUCACAUUUAAAGUCGAUUUCUGUAAAAGAAACACAAACGAAAUGUACCCAAACUGCGCAAAUGAUGGUGACGGGGGAGGAGACGGGUGCAAGCACGAAUCUAUCGAAAUGAGCAAAGAGUUGACCCAGCCACAAAAUUUUCAGUCUAAUACACCAACAAGUACGGACACGUCCAACAAACAGCAGUUGGUUAAAAUUGAACAGCUCCCCGAACGCGGAUCAUGGUCAUCCAAAAUGGAUUUCAUACUAUCUGUAGUAGGUCUAGCAAUUGGCUUGGGAAAUGUUUGGCGAUUUCCUUAUUUGUGCUAUAAAAAUGGAGGAGGCGCAUUUAUAUUACCGUACAUCAUAACGUUGUUCCUAGCUGGAAUUCCAAUGUUUUUUAUGGAGUUAGCUCUUGGUCAAAUGUUGACAAUUGGUGGUCUUGGUGUAUUUAAAAUUGCACCCAUAUUUAAAGGAAUUGGAUAUGCUGCUGCCGUUAUGUCUUGUUGGAUGAAUGUCUACUAUAUAGUCAUUCUGGCUUGGGCAGUGUUUUAUUUUUUCAUGUCGAUGAGAGCUGAUGUACCUUGGAGAACGUGUAACAAUUGGUGGAAUACAGUCAGCUGUGUCAAUCAAUAUGAAAGGAAAAAUUUAAAUUGUUGGGACACGAUAAUUAAUGGCACCUCGAAAAGGAUAUGUUCCGUGUCUGCAGUAAACAUUACUUCUUCAGAACUUACAGACCCAGUAAAAGAAUUUUGGGAGCGUCGUGCACUACAAAUUUCACAAGGAAUUGAGGAGAUUGGAAAUAUUCGCUGGGAAUUGGCUGGAACUUUAUUACUUGUGUGGAUCCUCUGCUACUUUUGCAUUUGGAAAGGAGUAAAAUGGACUGGGAAAGUCGUCUAUUUCACUGCUUUAUUUCCUUAUGUUCUUCUGACCGUUCUGCUAGUUCGUGGAAUCACCUUACCCGGUGCUUUGGAAGGCAUAAAAUUUUAUAUUAUUCCAAACUUUUCAAAGUUGUCUAACUCCGAGGUCUGGAUUGAUGCUGUUACGCAGAUAUUUUUCUCAUAUGGCCUUGGGUUAGGUACCCUAGUAGCAUUAGGAAGUUACAACAAGUUUACCAAUAACGUUUAUAAGGACGCGCUUAUUGUCUGCACAGUUAAUUCUAGCACCAGUAUGUUUGCUGGAUUCGUAAUAUUUUCUGUAAUAGGAUUUAUGGCUCACGAACAGCAGAGACCAGUAGCUGAGGUAGCAGCAUCAGGACCUGGACUGGCGUUUCUUGUUUAUCCUUCGGCGGUUCUGCAGCUGCCAGGUUCUCCAAUGUGGUCUUGUCUCUUUUUCUUUAUGCUGUUGCUCAUCGGAUUGGAUUCGCAAUUUUGUACAAUGGAGGGGUUCAUCACUGCGAUUAUUGAUGAAUGGCCACAGCUGCUGCGGAAACGCAAAGAAAUUUUUAUUGCUAUUGUAUGCGCACUUAGCUAUUUAGUUGGCUUAACCUGUAUUACACAAGGCGGCAUGUAUAUAUUUCAAAUUUUGGAUUCGUAUGCAGUUAGCGGCUUCUGCUUACUGUGGCUCAUAUUCUUUGAGUGCGUCUCAAUAUCUUGGUGCUACGGAGUUGAUCGAUUUUAUGAUGGAAUAAAGGAUAUGAUCGGAUACUAUCCCACAGUUUGGUGGAAAUUCUGUUGGUGUGUUACCACCCCUGCUAUAUGCUUGGGCGUCUUCUUCUUUAACAUAGUUCAGUGGACCCCAAUUAAAUAUUUGGAGUAUAGUUACCCAUGGUGGGCGCACGCUUUUGGUUGGUUUACGGCUUUGUCAUCCAUGCUAUAUAUACCAAUAUAUAUGUUCUGGCUGUGGAAACGAACUCCUGGUGACUUGAGUGAGAAAAUCCGUGCUAUAGUUAGGAUAGAGGAGGAUGUAACUCGGUUACGCGAGAAAAUGCAGAGAGAAGCUUAUGCAAAGGAGAUUGACUUCAAUUCUUUAUAGACGUAUUUAAGUUAUAAAAUCGUACGUUUUAAGGCACUUUUUGUUAACACGUUCAUUCAGCUAAAUUUGAAAUCAUUCACAGCAUCGACCACUCAAUUAA
Drosophila biarmipes is the source of this 2175-nucleotide messenger RNA. RefSeq names its product sodium- and chloride-dependent GABA transporter 1 (gene Gat). Gene Ontology annotation, biological process: sodium ion transmembrane transport. The coding region runs from base 165 to 2075 and encodes 636 amino acids. NCBI's taxonomy places the organism in Eukaryota, Metazoa, Arthropoda, Insecta, Diptera, Drosophilidae. The record is from RefSeq and is a predicted model, not a curated record. Gene Ontology annotation, cellular component: membrane. The transcript is spliced from 10 exons.